This is a messenger RNA of Solenopsis invicta (red fire ant), 1080 nucleotides long. RefSeq names its product repetitive proline-rich cell wall protein 2-like. NCBI's taxonomy places the organism in Eukaryota, Metazoa, Arthropoda, Insecta, Hymenoptera, Formicidae. The transcript is spliced from 5 exons. The record is from RefSeq and is a predicted model, not a curated record. The coding region runs from base 1 to 1080 and encodes 359 amino acids.
AUGACAGUCCGACAGAUGAAGGCGACGAAAUCCGAUAGUCUGUCUGGUAAAGUUCUGAAGCCGGAAGUCUUGAAGUCAGAAGUGCUGAAACCGGAAGUCCUGAAGCCGGAAAUCCUAAAGCCAGAAGUCUUAAAACCGAAAGUCCUGAAGCUGAAAGUCCUGAAGCCAGAAGUCUUUCCUGAAGCCGGAAGUCCUGAAGGCGGAAAUCCUGAAGCCGGAAGUCCUAAAGCCGGAAGUCCUGAAGCCGGAAGUCCUGAAGCCGGAAGUCCUGAAGCCGGAAGUCCUAAGGCCGGAAGUCCUAAGACCGGAAGUCCUGAAGCCGAAAAUCCUGAAGCCAGAAGUCUUGUAGUCCGUCCUGAAACCGGAAGUCCUGAAGCCGAAAGUCCUGAAGCCGAAAGUCCUGAAGCCGAAAGUCCUGAAGCCGAAAGUCCUGAAGCCGAAAGUCCUGAAGCCGAAAGUCCUGAAGCCGAAAGUCCUGAAGCCGAAAGUCCUGAAGCCGAAAGUCCUGAAGCCGAAAGUCCUGAAGCCGAAAGUCCUGAAGCCGUCCUACCGAAAGUCCUGAAGCCGAAAGUCCUGAAGCCGAAAGUCCUGAAGCCGAAAGUCCUGAAGCCGAAAGUCCUGAAGCCGAAAGUCCUGAAGCCGAAAGUCCUGAAACCGGAAGUCCUGAAGCCGAAAGUCCUGAAGCCGAAAGUCCUGAAGCCGAAAGUCCUGAAGCCGAAAGUCCUGAAGCCGAAAGUCCUGAAGCCGAAAGUCCUGAAGCCGAAAGUCCUGAAGCCGAAAGUCCUGAAGCCGAAAGUCCUGAAGCCGAAAGUCCUGAAACCGGAAGUCCUAAAACCGGAAGUCCUAAGACCGGAAGUCCCAAGACCGGAAGUCCUGAAGCCGGAAAUCCUAAAGCCAGAAGUCUUGAAGUCUUGUAGUCCGUCCAGUGAAGUCCAUGAAAGUCUGUGUAGUCUGGUAAAGUCUAAUAAAGGCUUGAAGCCGCAAGUCUCUGAGCCAGAAGUCCUAAAGCCAAAAGUCCUGAAACCGAAAGUCUUGAAGUCUUAUAGUCCAGUGUAUACCUAUUUUCCCAGUGGUCCAUAA